This is a messenger RNA of Ostertagia ostertagi, 318 nucleotides long. Lineage: Eukaryota; Metazoa; Nematoda; Chromadorea; Rhabditida; Trichostrongylidae. The record is from the annotation of a GenBank genome assembly.
AUGCUAUGCGAGCGUAUUUUACAGCAGACAGACGUCACGGUAUCCACCGUUGACAGCGCACAGGGAAAGGAAAAUUCUGUGAUCAUACUGUGUACCACACGCACAGAGGUGGAGCCAACAGCGGCUUCCUUCUUCUCUGACGCGAGACGCCUCAAUGUCGCGCUCUCCCGUGCAAAAGACGAUGUCGGACGGUUCGAAGACGAUCGAAGGGGCGGAGCGAGGACGAGAGGAACAACGAGGAUUCUGCCGACGGACCGUACUGCGACCGGUCUGAUGACCGGAUAUUCCGACUUCGCCACUUGUCUUCCAUCUUUAUGA